Messenger RNA from Dissoconium aciculare CBS 342.82, 1404 nucleotides. RefSeq lists its product as uncharacterized. Gene Ontology annotation, molecular function: metal ion binding. The transcript has a single exon. The record is from RefSeq and is a predicted model, not a curated record. Lineage: Eukaryota; Fungi; Ascomycota; Dothideomycetes; Mycosphaerellales; Dissoconiaceae. The annotation marks the transcript as partial.
GACUAUCAUGCCAAUUCUGCAACUCUCCAGCAAUUCGGGGCCCUCCUCGAUGACUAUCGGCGCCACAAGACCGAUUACGAUGAGCUAAAAUCCCACUACGGCUCCGAUGCGCCCAUCACCUCCAGAGGUCGGGCCCGAGGCUCGUACGUAUUGGUCCUGCUCGAUGGAGAUGUCUUCCACGAUGACCUCUACCGUAAAGGUUGCGAUGGUGGCACCACCGCCGCUCGACUCCUGGAGGUCGCCGUCUCUCAGAAGGUCCGCUCGCUCGGACUGGACGACUCCUGCCGCGUUAUGGUACGCGUCUUCGCCGACCUUCGGGCCUUGUCACGCGCGGGGAUGAAAACCAAGGUGUGCGGCGGUGAUUCUCGUGCCUUGGCCCGUUUCUUCGCGGGUUUCAAUCAAGCCAAUGAGCUUUUCGAUUUCGUCGAUGCCGGGAUGUCCACCGAUAGCGUGUAUGCUAAAAUCCGUGCUACCCUGAACAUGUCCCUCGACAACCCGCAGUGUCGCCAUAUCUUCCUCGGCUCUACUACCAGGCCGGAAUUGGUCGACGAGCUGCAUCAGCGUCACCGUCACCGCAUCACCUUGCUGAAGUCUCAUUCGUUCCAUCGCGAUCUCAUCGAUCUGGAUCUCCGCGUGGAGCGUCUCCCCACCAUCCUUCGAAGCGUGCCUUUUGGGGAAGAGGACCAACGGGAAUCCUCGCCACCUCCGAGAUCCGAAUCUACCUUUACUAAAGCACUUCGUUCUGGUUCUACGACGGUCCCUGCGGCUUCGACCACCAUCGCCACCAUCACUGAAUCCACAAGCAAUGCCAAAUCGUGCUUCUUCUAUACGAAAGGCAUUUGCAAAUUCGGCGACAAGUGUAGCAAUCUCCACGACUCUGCGUCCGCCGCCAAUGGUAGCACCUCCCAGAAGAACAAGAAUAGCUCUCUGGAUAGUGACUGGCGUUCUAAAUCCGCCACUACCACUACCAGCAUCGCCGGAUCUACUGACUUCGCCCUCGAACUUCCCCACGACGACCACAUGCCGACCGAUCAGAUCCCCGUCAACGCCGUCGACCACCGCCUCGACAGCUACAUCCUGCCUCCCUCCCUCGACGACCGACACGCCUUUGCCGCCCGCAUCGCCAAACGCAAACUCUGCAACCAGUUCCACCUCUCGGGAGACUGUUCCGACCAGAACUGCAGCUACGACCACUUCGCCAUCAGCGCGGGCGUCCGCACCUGUCUGAAAGAAGCCGCCCGCAUGACGCCCUGUCCCCGUCGCGGCAAAUGUCGCCUGAUCGAUUGCAAUUUCGGCCACAUCUGCCAAACUGCGAAAUGCCACGCCGGGAACAACCGUCCGUGGUGCAAACUCCCGGCCACUGCGCAUCGCACCCCGAUCCAGCUCGACCGUUGGGAACCCGCC